CCAUUGCACAUAAUCACACUGAGAGCGAAUACAGGACGUUACAGUCAGUUUACUGUUAGUCCUGCGCGUUGGCCGUUGUGUGAGAAAAGUAAAAGUGAAAAUCGGGCCCUUGAAUUUCGUGUGGAAUAUUUAUUAAUUAUGCAUGAUAAAUAAAAUCUAAUUUGUCUGCGUGUCGUUCGUUUGUGUGAAUUUCAAAUAACAGUUGCGAUUCUUUGCGGCUUUGGCGCGCGCGUGUGACUCAAAAGCCAGGAAUACGUGAGCACAGCCAUAACCAUUGCCAUACAGCGCUGAGUUAUUUCCAUUGUGCUGUAAUCUAUAAUUGCAUACACACACACACACACUCAUACUCAGCUAGUGUGUAUACGGACAGUCGCACAUAUACUAGCAAACGCCACGACCAAGACGCCCCCGCUUUGCCCUUGAGCUGGCAUAGUAAGAAGCAUUCGAUUUUUCACAACAAGACGUGAAAAACGCAAAAAAAAAGAAGAAGGAAAUACUUACGACUGAAUAAAGUUUGCGCAGCUUUCGAAAAAGAAAAAGAAAAUUAUAUAUAAAUUUACAAAUUUACACUUAGAAAUAUCCAUAUACAUAUUUAUAUAUAAAAGCAAGUGUUAGGCGUUCGAAAUGGAUGUGCUCAAUCAAAUACUCAACAUUAAUGCUGGUGGCGCCUAUGGCGGUGGCAAGGCGGGUGGCGCCUUCGAUCCGGUAACGUUUGCCAUGAAGCCUCAAGUAGUCAUACGCGCCCUCUGCUGGGUGUUCUCUAUCGUGGUCUUUGGCUGCAUAUCCUCCGAGGGCUGGGUCGAAAAGGAUGGCAAGGAAAUGUGCUUGUACAACAACGAUGGCAUGGCCUGCAAAUAUGGCAAUACCAUUGGCAUCUUCGGAUUUCUCGCCUCCAUGUACUUCAUUGGCGGCGAGUUCAUGUUCGAGCGCAUGUCUUCGGUGAAGAGCAGAAAGCGUUAUGUUAUGGGGGACAUGGCAUUCUCAGCUGCUUGGGCCUUCUUGUAUUUCAUUGCAUUCUUCUACUUGUGGUCUCAGUGGAGCGCAGCACCCAUGCCUCCCCAAGGCAUUGGCGCCGGCAGCAUGAAGACGGCCAUUGUGUUUUGUUUCUUCAACAUCUUUAGCUGGGCUCUGUGCGCAUUUAUGGCCUACAAACGCUUCCUGAUUGGCGCCGGCGAUGAGUUCACCUCGGCCUUUGAGACAGACCCGGCCAAUGUGGUGCACCAGCAGGCCUACAGCUACUCCAUGGACAACGACAAUGAGCAGUAUAGCGCCUCGCCAUUCGGUCAGCCUCAGCAGGGCAUGGAGCAACAGUCGGGCAUGGAGUAUCAGCAACCCACCUACUAAGCGUAUCUCUUAGCUAGUUGUGCCACGUCUCCGUUGUCGACACACACAUUUUUUGGUAGUGCUAAUGGCAAAUACAAUUUUUACACCAACUGCAACUAUAUAUCUAGUACACAAAGUUGGCUUAACUUAAUACACCGAUGUCAAGCAUAUACGAACAACAACAACAACAACAACAAACAACAGCAGCAGCAACACCAAUUGCUUUGGCAGGGAA
Messenger RNA from Drosophila navojoa, 1558 nucleotides. RefSeq names its product synaptogyrin (gene Syngr). Gene Ontology annotation, cellular component: synaptic vesicle membrane; neuromuscular junction. Lineage: Eukaryota; Metazoa; Arthropoda; Insecta; Diptera; Drosophilidae. The record is from RefSeq and is a predicted model, not a curated record.